This is a messenger RNA of Prionailurus viverrinus (fishing cat), 1829 nucleotides long. RefSeq names its product RFNG O-fucosylpeptide 3-beta-N-acetylglucosaminyltransferase (gene RFNG). Lineage: Eukaryota; Metazoa; Chordata; Mammalia; Carnivora; Felidae. The transcript is spliced from 8 exons. Bases 16 to 1020 code for a protein of 334 amino acids. Gene Ontology annotation, molecular function: O-fucosylpeptide 3-beta-N-acetylglucosaminyltransferase activity. Gene Ontology annotation, cellular component: Golgi membrane. Gene Ontology annotation, biological process: pattern specification process; regulation of Notch signaling pathway. The record is from RefSeq and is a predicted model, not a curated record.
GGGUCCCGCGGCCGCAUGAGCCGUGCGCGGGGGGCGCUGUGCCGGGCCUGCCUCGCGCUGGCCGCGGCCCUGGCCGCGCUGCUGCUGCUGCCGCUGCCGCUGCCGCUGCCCCGCGCGCCGGCCCCGGCCCCGACCCCGGGCCCCGGCCCCCGCGCGCCCCCCGCCCGACUCGCCACCGCCCCCCGCUUGCGGCCGGACGACGUCUUCAUCGCGGUCAAGACCACGCAGAAGAACCACGGGCCACGCCUCGGGCUGCUGCUGCGCACCUGGAUCUCCCGGGCCCGCCAGCAGACAUUCAUCUUCACCGAUGGGGAUGACCCUGAGCUACAGCUCCAGGGAGGCAGCCACGUAAUCAACACCAACUGCUCAGCCGUGCACACCCGUCAGGCGCUGUGCUGUAAGAUGGCCGUGGAGUACGACAAGUUCAUCGAGUCCGGACGCAAGUGGUUCUGCCAUGUGGAUGACGACAACUACGUGAACCCCGAAGGCCUGCUCCAGCUGCUGUCCACUUUCUCACCCAGCCAGGAUGUCUACCUGGGGCGGCCCAGCCUCGACCACCCCAUUGAGGCCGCCGAGAGAGUCCAGGGAGGCGGAACUGUGACCACUGUCAAGUUCUGGUUCGCUACCGGUGGGGCCGGGUUCUGCCUGAGCAGAGGGCUCGCUCUGAAGAUGAGCCCCUGGGCCAGCCUGGGCAGCUUCAUGAGCACUGCUGAGCGGGUGCGGCUGCCGGACGACUGCACGGUGGGCUACAUCGUGGAGGGGCUGCUGGGUGCUCGCCUGCUGCCUAGCUCACUCUUCCACUCCCACCUGGAGAACCUACAGAGGCUGCCGCCUGACGCCGUGCUGCAGCAGGUCACCUUGAGCUACGGGGGUCCUGAGAACCCACGUAACGUGGUGAAUGUGGCAGGAGGCUUCAGCCUGCAGCAGGAUCCCACUCGGUUUAAGUCUGUCCACUGCCUUCUCUACCCGGACACAGACUGGUGUCCCGUGCACAAGCAGAGUGACCUCGUCUCUCGGUGACCCUCGAUUCCUAACCCAUGGAGCAGGAACUAUGCUGACCCCUCCUGGCCUUGGCUCUCUCAGGUGGUCACGGCCACAUCCAGGGCCACAGCCACAUGUGGGCGCCGUGCAGGCCUCCCCCAGAUCCCCUGGCGGGCCAGGUGACCAGGGGUCCAGGCUGUGCCAUGUGCGGGCGGCCCCGGAAAGUGGGAAGGGGAGACACUGCCCCUCCCCCCAGCCCAGCCCUGAAGGCUUGCUCCCACGGGAAGGGGCCUGGGAGGAGGCUGGCCUACGGCACCCAGGGCUCCGUCCUGCCCUCCUCCCCGGGCUGGAGAGGGGGUUCCAGGCCAGGGUCACAUGCGGGACCCUUCAUCUGACCACAGGCCAGCGCGGAGGCUUUUCUUGCAGGUCCCUGGGGGAACGCCCUCCGCACACCAGGCUCGGUGCCCAGCGAGGGCACCGCCGUCUCAGGGCGGCUGCAGUAAGGACUCCGGCCGUGCUUGGGGCACAGCUUACUUCUUGCCAGGGCAUCUCCAUCCAGAGGCCAUUUCCUCGGGGGGGGGGGGGGGGGGCUCUUGGCCGAGGCCUUCUUUCUGCACUCUGACUCCCCAUGUAGUACUUUUCCUCCCCUCCCCUCCCCCCAAGCCCGGCCAAGUCCAGAAAGCAGGAGCCUCUUGUCUGGGGUCCGUCUGCAGCACGGCAGCCCCUCCCCAGCAGAUGACACCCCCGACUGUGCCUUUUCUGGAGGAGAGUGUGGAACCAGGAGCUGGCACUUCCGUUCCGGCCCCUUGCUGUGCUGUUGUCAUAAGUGAAUAAAGGCUUGAUCUUCA